This is a messenger RNA of Pedinophyceae sp. YPF-701, 1188 nucleotides long. The record is from the annotation of a GenBank genome assembly. NCBI's taxonomy places the organism in Eukaryota, Viridiplantae, Chlorophyta, Pedinophyceae.
AUGGACCGCGACGUCGCCGCUAGCGACGAUGCUGACCUGCCGGCACACCACGUGCGUAACGCGGGAAUGUUCGGGCCGCGGUUCCAGAACCCGUUCCCGGAGUGGCGGUUCCCGACGCUGUCCGAGUUAUGGAAGGUGCUGUGCACGAAGAUUGACGGGAGCAGAAUGAUUGUCGACCGCUUGACCAAGGGGGGGGGGUCCAAGCUGGUGGGGAACGCGGCCCCGACGGAGGCCGACUUCCUGCGCGCGUUCCCGACGGAGGACGUCGACGUGGACGGCAUGCGCAGCGGCCCCCCCGGGGGCGGCGUCCAGGUCACAUGGCUGGGGCACAGCUCGUGCCUGGUGCAACUGGGCGGCGUCUCGUUCCUCACGGACCCAGUCUUCGCGGAGCGCGCGUCCCCCGUGCAGUGGUUCGGCCCGAAGCGCGUCGUGCCCUGCCCGCUCGACCUCGACGCGCUCUCGGACGACGAGCUGCCGCCACUGGACUUCGUAGUGAUCUCGCACAGCCACUACGACCACCUGUGUCUGCCCACGUGUCGGCAGCUGUCCAGGCGCUAUGGCGCGUCCAUCACGUUCUACGUGCCCCUGGGGCUGCGAGAGUGGUUCGCGAGGAACGUGCCGGGCGCCGUCGCCGUCGAGCUGGACUGGUGGGAAACCGUCGAGCACAACGGAGUCAGGGUGGUGUGCGCCCCAGCCCAGCACUGGUCGAACCGCUCACCGCUCGACCGCGACCGCACGCUCUGGGCCUCGUGGGCCGUCCUCGGGCCCGGCGCCGGCGAGCGCUUCUGGUUCGCGGGCGACACGGGCUACUCGAAGACCCUCGUGGAAGACUUGCGCGCGCACCUUGCGCCCCUGGAUGUCUGCGCCAUCCCGAUCGGAGCCUACGAGCCCUUCUGGUUCAUGGAGCCGCAGCACGUCGACCCCGCGCACGCCGUCAGGAUCCACGCCGAACUUGGCGCGCGGGCGUCGUUUGGAAUCCACUGCUGCACGUUCAACCUCGCCAUGGAGCCGCUGGACGAGCCCCCGAUGCGGCUGGAGAAGGAGGUGGUCUCGCAAGGUUUAGAUCCAGGCGCGUUCGUGGUGCUGACGCAGGGCCGGCUCGACCGCCGCUGGGCGCGCGCCUCCGCCGCGCAGCGCUCCAACCCCUCCGCCGUCGAGUCCUCCGCCGUCAACGUCGCCGCCGACUAG